AUGCAUGCUGGACAUCUACCUGUUAAUCCACAACAUCAUGGAGCCUUAUUCUUUUGGCAUUUUGCAAGCAAACAUAUUGGUGACAAGUCAAGAACAGUAAUUUGGCUUAACGGAGGUCCUGGUUGUAGUAGUCUGAUUGGAGCUUGGGCAGAAAUUGGUCCUUUUCGUUUUCAAGAUGAAAAUACAAUAGUCGAAAAUAAUGGAUCUUGGCAUAUGUUUGCUAAUCUAUUAUUCAUCGAUCAGCCUGUUGGUACUGGUUUUUCCUAUAUUGAUACGGAUUCGUUUAUUCAUGAACUCAAUCAAAUGUCCAAUCAAUUUCUCAGUUUUCUCGAUCGAUACAUCGAAAUUUUCCCAGAAUUACUUCAAGAUGAUAUUUAUUUAGCUGGUGAAUCUUAUGCUGGUCAACAUAUUCCGUAUAUUGCACAAGCAAUUCUUAAAAAACGAUCGGUACUAAAACUGCGCGGUCUUCUGAUUGGAAAUGGUUGGAUUGAUCCUGUGACUACUUAUGAAUCAUAUUUGCCUUUUGCUGUUGCAAACAAUUUAGUGGAAAAUAAUUCUGUACUCUAUAAUAAUAUUGCUAAUCAAGUUAAAAUAUGUCAACAAGCGCUUUCCAAUGAAGUACAUGUUUCUGACGAGGCAUGUGAACUUAUCCUGAAUCAAAUAAUGGCCUACGGUGCAAUGAAUAAUCAUUAUACGACAAAGGAAAAAGGUAGAUGCGUCAAUGUCUACGACGUACAAUUAGACGAUACAUGGCCUGAUUGUGGUAUGAAUUGGCCAUCGGAUAUCAAAUAUGUUACGCUCUAUUUGCAUCGACAAGAUGUUAAGUCACGUAUUCAUGUUAGUAGUAAGAAAUCAGGAUGGACAGAAUGUGCAGAUUCUGUUUUUCAAACAUUUCGAGCAUAUCAUUCUAUACCAUCGAUUAAAUUGUUGCCUGAUUUACUUCGACAAAUUCCAAUCGUACUUUACAGUGGUGAAUACGACUUGAUUUGUAAUCAUUGGGGGACCGAAAAAAUGAUGGAUACUAUGACUUGGAACAAUGGAACUGGAUUUGAUCUGGGAAAUGGAACGUUAGCUCCAUUAGAACCAUGGAUUGUAGAUGAUGAACCUGUCGGUCUUAUUCGAACUGCACGUAAUUUAACUUAUGUUUUGUUUUACAACGCUAGUCACAUGGUACCCUAUAACUAUGCACGUCGAUCACGCACUAUGCUACACCAAUUCAUACAAUUGAAUUUAUCUUCUAAUGCUGAUCAAACAACGAAAAACAAUACAGCCAAAAAGAUGAAUCAGACAACACAUCGUGCUGGUUUUAUCGCAGUUGCUUCGAUCAUUAUCAUUAUAGCUCUUGCUGGUCUUACUUGGUUUGUUAUAUGUAAGCAACAACAGAUUGGAAUGCCCACAUCGUUUAGUGGAACUCGUGCAUUGUGGUCACAUAAUCGCGAUUUUGAGUUACAGCAAUUGGUAGUGAAUUCACUUGUAGAUGAUGCAAAUGAAAAUUUUUAUGCAUCAGGUGACGAAACAUUCGUAUAA
Rotaria sordida is the source of this 1527-nucleotide messenger RNA. The record is from the annotation of a GenBank genome assembly. Lineage: Eukaryota; Metazoa; Rotifera; Eurotatoria; Philodinida; Philodinidae.